This is a messenger RNA of Anopheles funestus (African malaria mosquito), 4784 nucleotides long. It is a transcript of the gene eIF5B, whose product is annotated as eukaryotic translation initiation factor 5B. Gene Ontology annotation, molecular function: GTP binding; translation initiation factor activity; GTPase activity. NCBI's taxonomy places the organism in Eukaryota, Metazoa, Arthropoda, Insecta, Diptera, Culicidae. The transcript is spliced from 8 exons. The record is from RefSeq and is a predicted model, not a curated record. The coding region runs from base 452 to 4123 and encodes 1223 amino acids.
CUAUGUACCGGCCUGGAUAUGUGUCAAGCUGAUUCGCAGCUGAAUUUAUUGACAGCAAAAGUUUCAAGCGUCGUGGGUUCCUGAAUCUUUGUUGAUAGCGAUUUCCGUUCUUAUACAACACGAUUCCGCUUUUCUACACAGUUUCAUACAUUCAGAACGAAAGGACCAUUUGCGUUGUUUCAAAAUUGUAACCCACUGCCAUUGGUAAUUGUUCUCGUUUCGCUCAGUGAAAGGCACUGGUUGAGCCGGUGCCGAACAACGUGUCACACUGCGUACGGAAGGAGUACGGUGGAUAACGUACGUGUCGCUUUAUCCUGGUCGUGGUAACUGGUGGGGCGAUCGGUACGGUGAAGUUUUCAGUUCUCGUCUGGGUGAAAGGAUCGUGCCUAAAGUUGGAUUGAUAAAAUUAGAAACCUAGCAUUGCCGAACUCGUUUGCAGGCUUACCUCACUAUGGGAAAGGCUAAGAAGGGCAAGAAGGAAGCAGCCGGUGCUGGUGUUGAGGAAAAUGUAAGUGAUAACGACGUUGCUCCCCAGACGGACAUUACGGAAGUUGAGGUGGAAAAUAGAAAGAACGAUAAAAAAUCCAAAAAGGAUAAGAAGGCCAAGAAACUGGCCGUCGAUAGCGAUGACGGUGAGGAAGACGAGGUAACCGCAGUUACGGAGUCGGUUAAAAAGAUGGCUGUAACGAAGAAGAAGGAUAAGUCCUCGGCGGAAACGGAACAAUCGACCGGCAACGGUUCUGACGAUGAAAAAGCUGGCGAUAAAGGUAGCAAGGGCAAGGAGGCGAAGAAGAAAAAGGCUGCCAAAUCAGGACCGGUCGGAUUUUCGUUACUGAUGAUGGACGACGACGAUGAUGAUGACGAGCAGGAGAAUGAGGAUGAAGAUCGUGAAGAAAUUGCACGUAAAAGUUCGAUUGAGGAAGAGGCUCCAAGUGCCAAAGGAAAGAAGGCAAGUGGUUCGCAAAGCAAGAAGGAAUCUGUCACGAAGCCGGAAGAAGAAGAUGGCGGAGCGACCAAAGGUGGAAAAAAGAGCAAGAAGAAGAAAAAGAAGGACGAAGAUGAUGAUGAUGAGAUCGAUCGCAUGCUGGCGGAGCUGGGAUUGGAAUACUCUGGUAAAAAGCCGCCACCAAGUGCAGAUGAUGCUGCAGCUCCGCAAGAUGCACAGGCUGAGGCUGAGAAGCCCAAUAAGAAGAAGGAUAAAAAAAAGAAAAAAGACGAUGCGAGUGUUGACAAGGUAACGGAUGGGGGAUCGAUCGACGAUGAGCCGAAAGUGGUAGAGCCUGAAGUGAAGAGUGCAACUGAGAAGAAAAAAGGAAAACAAAAUGUCCCCGUUAAGGAGGAACCUGUUGCGGCGGACCCGGCAAACGAAGAGCAGAAGAAAACGGGUAAAAAGAAGGGCAAAAAGAAUGAAACUGCUUCCACGGCGGCGGUCGAGGAAGGUACCGUUGGAACCUCUAAAAAGGGUGAUCAAUCUGGUAAGGGAGACACGGCAAAAAAGACCGAAGCUGACACCCAAGGUGCGGCUGACGCUGCUGCCGAUGCGAAAAAGAAAAAACCCAACAAAGCCGCGCUGGCCAUCAUGCAGGAACGGUUAAAAGCUAUACGCGAGGAGGAGGAACGUAUGCGCAAGGAGGAAGAAGAGAAACAAAAACUAGAGGAGCAAGCGGAACAGUUCCGAUUGGAGCAGAUGCGUCUCGAACAGGAAAAGAGAGAAAAGAAGAAGCAAAAGGAAAAGGAACGCAAGGAGCGGUUAAAGGCGGAGGGAAAGCUGCUAACGGCGAAGCAGAAACAGAAUCGGGCACGUGCCCAAGCCAUGCUGGAAGCACUGAAAGCGCAGGGUCUCGCUAUUCCGGAAGCAACCGGUGAACGACGUCCAAAGCCCGGUGCUCGCAUUCGUACGAAGAAGAACCAGGCGGCCAAUGUCGAUGUGACGGAGUCGAAAGAAACUACACCUACGGCGGAGGAUGUAAAAGCGCAAGAAGAACCGAAAGUGAAGGAAAAGGAAGUGAAGGAGUCGUGGGAUGUGACGGAUAGUGAAGAGGAGGAAGAGGAAAAGAAAAGUGGUGUGGAGUUGUCCCAACAGCAAUCGGUUGAAUCAAAGGACAGUCGUGGAUCGGACGACGAAGGUGAUGAAGAUGGUGAUGAAGAAAACGACGAGUCCGAUGAUGACGACGAGGACGACGAUGACGAUGGUUCUGAUGACGAUGAUGAUGAUGAUGAGGAUGAUGAGUCUGGCUCGGAGGUGGGAGAUCAUCGGCGGGAAGCGGAAAAAAUGCGCCAACGAGCAUUGGAUCGUAUUGCGAGUCGUACGCAGGAGGCCGAAAAGAAAAGAUCACUCGAUAACUUGCGCGCCGCCGUAGUGUGUGUGCUGGGGCACGUCGAUACGGGAAAAACGAAAAUUCUCGACAAACUACGGCGCACGAAUGUGCAGGACGGGGAAGCUGGUGGUAUUACGCAGCAAAUCGGUGCCACGAAUGUACCAACCGAAAACAUAAAGGAACAAACAAAAUUUGUGAAAGGCUUCCAAGAGCUGCAGUUCAAGCUGCCCGGUCUGCUGAUCAUCGAUACACCCGGGCACGAGUCGUUCAGUAAUCUGCGAUCGCGCGGUUCCUCGUUGUGUGAUAUCGCUAUUUUGGUGGUGGAUAUUAUGCACGGGCUGGAACCGCAAACACUCGAGUCUAUAAAUUUGCUCAAAUCGAAGCGCACCCCGUUUGUGGUGGCGUUGAAUAAGAUCGAUCGACUGUAUGACUGGAGCACGAUGCCACGCAAGGAUGUGCGUGACAUUUUGAAGGCACAGGCGGCCAACACGCAGCUGGAAUUUAAUCAGCGCACGAAGGAAAUCAUCGUGCAGUUUGCGGAACAGGGUUUAAAUGCGGCCCUGUUCUACGAAAAUCCCGAUCCGAAAACGUACGUUUCGCUCGUACCGACGAGUGCGAUCACCGGUGAGGGUAUGGGCAAUCUUCUGUUCCUGAUAGUACAGUUCUGCCAGAAGCAGCUUGCCAAGCGACUGAUGUACAGCGACGAUCUGCAGGCAACCGUGCUCGAGGUGAAAGCCAUCCCCGGUCUCGGUACAACGAUCGAUGCUAUUUUAAUCAAUGGAAAGAUGCGCGAAGGCGAUACGAUGAUCCUGGCCGGUACUGAAGGACCGAUCGUGACUCAAAUCAAAGCACUGCUCAUGCCGCAACCAAUGAAGGAGCUGCGCGUGAAGAACGCUUACGUGGAGCACAAGGAAAUUAUGGCAGCGCAAGGUGUAAAGAUAGCGGCGAAGGAACUGGAGAAAGCAAUCGCAGGAUUAAAUCUGCAAAUAGCUCAGAAACCCGACGAAGUGGAGAUUUUCAGGGAUAUAGUGGCUCGUGACUUAAAAUCUGCUUUAAACAGCAUUAGACUUAGCGAUCGGGGUGUUUACGUGCAAGCAUCUACCCUUGGAUCGCUGGAAGCACUGUUGGAGUUCUUGAAAACGUCGAAAAUUCCGUACUCCGGUAUUCGGAUCGGUCCAGUUGUUAAGCGUGAUGUUAUGAAAGCAUCUACAAUGUUGGAGCACGAAAAUCAGUAUGCUACCAUAUUAGCUUUCGAUGUGAAAGUGGAGCGAGAUGCUCAAGAACUGGCGGACAACUUGGGCGUGAAGGUGUUCCAGGCGGAUAUCAUUUAUCAUCUGUUUGAUAAGUUCAUGGCGUAUCGGGAGGAAAUCAAACAGCGGAAACGGGACGAAUUUAAAUCGAUUGCUGUGUUCCCCUGCAAACUAAAGAUUUUACCCCAGUUUGUGUUUAAUUCACGUGACCCAAUCGUGAUGGGUGUGAUUGUGGAGGCGGGUAUCGUUAAGGAGGGUACACCAAUUACAGUGCCUAGCAAAGAGUUUACUGAUCUUGGCGUUGUAACGUCCAUCGAAGCUAAUCAUAAACAACUCGAAAGCGCACGAAAGGGACAGGAAGUGUGCAUCAAAAUUGAACCCAUACCAGGCGAAACACCGAAAAUGUUUGGCCGUCACUUUGAUGAUACCGACAUGUUAGUUAGUAAGAUUUCCCGUCAAAGUAUCGAUGCGUGCAAGGACUACUUCCGGGAUGAUCUUUUAAAAUCCGACUGGACGCUUAUGGUGGAACUGAAGAAGACCUUCCAGAUAUUGUAGAGCCGUUGCGAGUUUUUUUUUCGAUGUCAGUUUUUAAAUGAUUUUAUUUUUGCAUGUCAAUUUUGUUUCAAUCGUUUUGGACGUUAGCUUUGAGUUUGGCUACCAUUUUCACUUUCCAUGCUGUAUUACGAGCACACAGAAAAUAUUUAGUUGUUACUAGUAUAAAAACAAAGUCAUUGUGUAAUGCUAGUCCCUUUUUACUGUUCACGCGCGUGUGUGUGUCGAGUAUAAAUUAAUAUUUUUUUAUAGUUUAUAUUCUGUCCGCUUCGAAAGUUAAUGAGUUUAAUUUUAUUUUUCGCAUUUCAAUUUGAGGCAUCGAUUUUUGAUCCGUAAAACAAAAAAAAUCCCAAUACAAAGUUACUUCAUUAAUUGUGCAAAAUCCCAUCAACAGUAAUGCUAACUGCAAUAAUAUAAAUUUCUUGUUCAAAAUCGGUUCAAUACUAUCGUAUGUAAAUUGGCAAAGACAGUAAACGGUAAAAAUUGCAACUACUAUGGUAUGUUCCAAAACUUUAUAUUUAAUUUAUGAAACAAACUAAACGGACAGCAAAAUAUUGUCAUUGAAGAGAGAAAGCAUCAAAAAAGAAACUUUGUUUGCCCUAGAAGGUUUGAAAACAGUGCAAGGUCGGUUGGCAAGAAACAUAUAAAGUCGUGUAAAUUUAAA